This is a messenger RNA of Cooperia oncophora, 654 nucleotides long. NCBI's taxonomy places the organism in Eukaryota, Metazoa, Nematoda, Chromadorea, Rhabditida, Trichostrongylidae. The record is from the annotation of a GenBank genome assembly.
AUGGGCUCAGAUUCGUUAGCGUCGUGUCGUUGUUCAAAGGUCGCUGCUCACUACCAUUUGAAAGAGGGUCGCACUAUGGAGAAAGAAAUGAUGGUUGUAAUGGAGGAGAAGCAUAGCACGUUCAUCGUUGACGCUUUUGCAGCGAAGAGAUUUGCUGGGAAUCAGGCCGCUGUGUGUUUGAUUCCUCGGGUGUUAAGGGAUGAGGAGUAUCAGCAAAUUGCCGCUGAAUUUAACCUGUCGGAAACAGCCUUUCCAAUCCCGACUGACGGCAAUUUUCAGACAGGUGACUUAGAAGGAUACAACGCUGGACAUCUUCUACUUACUAGUCUAUUUCAGCCAGCAAGUUCACGUUUACGGUGGUUCACUCCAGAAACGGAGGUGCCGUUGUGCGGACAUGCCACGCUCGCCUCUUCUCAUGUUUUGUUUAAUGAAGUCGGUAACAACUCAUCUACGAUCACAUUUGCGACCAAAUCUGGAGAUCUCAUUGUCAAAAGAGGAGCUCGAAAACUUGUUGAGAUGGAUUUUCCUCAAUAUGCCAUCACCGCUAUUCAGUUCCACACUGAUCCAAGUCCAUUAGCGAGAAUAUUUCCUGAGGUCAGAGACAGUAUGAAAACCACUUCAAAUGUCGCGGGGUGUUGGAAUGACUUUGUUUAG